CGGUCAAAGCAUCUCUCAUAGUUCAGUACUUCCAAAGUCAGCUGUGCUAGAGAGCCCCCUUCAGCCUGUUCCUGACGUUUAUGAACUUGGCUUGCUAGAAGGCUCAAGAUGAUGGCAGGAAUGAAAAUCCAGCUGGUGUGCAUGAUUCUCCUGGCUUUCAGCUCCUGGAGUCUGUGCUCAGAUUCAGAAGAGGAAAUGAAAGCGUUAGAAACAGAUUUACUGACCAAUAUGCAUACAUCAAAGAUCAGUAAGGCAAGUGUUCCCUCUUGGAAAAUGAGCCUGCUGAAUGUCUGCAGUCUUAUAAAUAACCUGGACAGCCAAGCUGAGGAAACAGGAGAGUUUCAUGAGGAGGAGCUCAUUACAAGAAGGAAAUUUCCUGCUGCCUUAGAUGGCUUUAGCUUGGAAGCGAUGUUGACGAUAUACCAGCUCCGAAAAAUCUGUCACAGCAGAGCCUUUCAACACUGGGAGUUGAUUCAGGAAGACAUUCUUGAUGCUGGAAAUGACAAAAAUGAAAAGGAAGAAGUGAUAAAGAGAAAAAUUCCUUACAUUCUGAAACGGCAGCUUUAUGAGAAUAAACCCAGAAGACCCUACAUACUCAAAAGAGGUUCUUACUACUACUGAGAGGAUAAAUAUUUUAUUUACAUGUGAUUGUGAUUUCUUUUAAUGAAAUAUCAAAUUAUAUUUGUGUGGAAAUGUGACAGAGCACAAUUAUUUUGUCUCUUCUACAGUUGUGGUUUAUUAGAUGUGAUUUUUUUCUGCAUUACUAUAAAUUGGACUAAAUGUUUUAAAAUAAAUCUAGAUCUUGAGCAUGAA
Bubalus bubalis (water buffalo) is the source of this 813-nucleotide messenger RNA. It is a transcript of the gene NTS, whose product is annotated as neurotensin. Lineage: Eukaryota; Metazoa; Chordata; Mammalia; Artiodactyla; Bovidae. The transcript has 4 exons. The coding region runs from base 109 to 621 and encodes 170 amino acids. The record is from RefSeq and is a predicted model, not a curated record. Gene Ontology annotation, molecular function: neuropeptide hormone activity. Gene Ontology annotation, cellular component: axon terminus; extracellular region.